This is a messenger RNA of Dimorphilus gyrociliatus, 1660 nucleotides long. The record is from the annotation of a GenBank genome assembly. NCBI's taxonomy places the organism in Eukaryota, Metazoa, Annelida, Polychaeta, Dinophilidae.
GUAGUUGCUAAGGUCCAUAGCAACAAGGAACGAAAGAGUUGAAGAGAAAAUGUCUCAACCGACUGUACUUCAGCAGAUUGAGGAAAUUAAGGCAAAGAUAACACUUAUAGAAGGUGACCAAAAGGCUUAUCUAGAGUCGUCAGAAUGGACAAGAAAACAAAACAAAGAGAUGAUUGCCAAGAAGCGAUCAGAAUUGAAAUCUUUGUAUAAAACCAUCGCUGAGCAGAAAGCAGCCGAUCAAGAUGUUAUUAACAAGGCCUUUGUUGAUCGUCCCAAAGAAAGGAUGGCUUACAAAAAUAAGACAGGACUGACUGCCGUUGAAAAGAUGGAUGAGAAAGUAUCAGACAAAUUGAAACAGCUUGAUUCAAUGAGGAACAGGACAGUAACACUUCAGAAGAAAUUGGAAACGAAGAGAACAGAAUAUAAUCAAAAAGUAAAGGAUGCCAGUGAUGCUGUAGCAACUGAUGCCGGAGAAUCCCCUGAAGCUCAGCGCCUUCGUGACUUGGAAAACCGCUUAGAUAAAUCAAAUCUAAAGUGUAAAGAAGCUGAACAUAUCCGUAAAACGUACUUAGAAAUUAAAUCGAAAUUAGAAGGCGAACAUAAAGGUUUCGAUAAUACUAUUAAUAACAUGGAAAUGGAAAUAAGAAGAUGCCAAGAAGAGCUGAGGGAACUUAAAACAAUGCGGGAUGAUGCGGAAAUUGCCAAGAACGUUGCAAAGAGUGAACUGGAAAAGAAAGAGCGUAAGGUCUAUGCUGAUAGAAAGCAAAGAGAAAUAGAAUUACAGGAAAUGAAGAAAAUUGCGGAAGAAAAGCAAGCUUACCACGAUAGAGUUGAGAGACGUAUGCAACAAAGAAAUUCGCUUACUGGAGAUGAUCAGGCUGCGCAGCAGAUUAAUUUGGGAUCGGAGGAAGAACAACAAAAAAUCACGUCCUACGAACAAGCCUUUAAAGUAAUUAAGGAGGCUACCAGCGUCCAUGAUACACAAGAAGUUGUUAAGAGAUUUGAAAAUCAGGGAGAAACUCAACAACAUCUAGAAGAACUUAAGAAACAAAAUCAGAAAGAGAUUGGACGGCUUAGAGAGAGGAAAGAAAAGUUGGAUGAAGAGUUUGAAGAGAAAAAGUAUACAGGCGAAAAGAAAUUAUCUGAUGGCGAGAGAAUGUUGGAAAGAUACGAAGAAAUAUUAGAGAAGGAAGAACACCGUAGAAUCCUCUCUAAGGAAAAAUUGGAGAGAAGCUCUAAAACUUUAGUUGAGUCAAAGAGUGGUGUAAAUCAUUUAUCAGAAAAACUAAAGAGCCUGAAAGCAUCAAAAUCAAACGUACAGAAAGCUAAAGUGUCACCACAGUCGGAUGAAUACGUUCUGGAGCAAUUGUCUGUUUGCGAGGAAAAACUAUUAAAAUUACUACAAGAGUUGGAAAAUGUCGAUUUAGAUGAAACACAAAGAAGGAUGGAAGAGGAAGAAUUUAAUUCGCGAGAAUUUGGUCUACCAAGAUACAAUCAACGUGUUAAAUUUCCAUUGGAACAAUCUAAAACCAUGUUCGACGAAGAUGAGAACAGCGGCGAAGACGAUCAGGAUGCUAUGACACGAGAAAAGAUUAAAGAGGAGAGCGAACAAAUGAGGGACUCGAAGAAGAGAAGAGGAAAGAAGAAGAAGAAAUUUUAA